UUCCGGUUUGUGUGCCUCAGAGCCGGAUGUUGAUUCGGGUUUCACAAUCUCAAGUAUGGCGGCGUCGGAAGAACUGACGUAUUUCGUUGUAAACAACAUCCCCGCUCGGUUCCGAUCCGCGGAGCUGAGGAACUAUUUCAGUCAGUUUAUCGAGAGCAAAGCAUUCGCGUGCUUUCAUUACCGCCAUCGGCCGGAGCUUCGAGUGUUUUCCGGUUUUACCGCCGUAAACACCGGAUCUAGCGCCUCUGAGGGGAAAGCCGAGGGCUCGUGUUGUUGUGUGGUGUCGGUUCGUUCUCGGGAGUCAGACAGAUUCGUGAAGAUGUAUUCUGGGAACCACUGGAUCGACUCUAAAGGAAACUGGCUGAGAAGAAAGUGUUUGAUCCGGAGAGUCAGAGUAUCGGAGCAAGCUGAGCAUAAUUCGUUCCCGUACAAGACGAAGGCCGAGAUGAGACGACAUGUUGCCCAAUCAGAGCAUUUCACGCUGUCGGACCUCAAGGGCCUGUCGGAGCUCAAUCCUCCUGCACUCAUGCCGGCGGGGAAUGUGGGGACCCCUGUGACUGUUUUCCUGGAGCUCAUCCAGUCCUGCCGUCUUCCGCCGAGGCUCAUCCGCAAACUGGGGCUCACGUUCCCUAAGACGGGCUCGAGUCGGCGCUACGGGAAUGUGCCCUAUCUGUAUCACAACACGGCCGUCGUGAACCUCGCGGUGGAGAGCGUCUUCACCGCCGGAGGAGUCGAGAUCUCAGGGCCCGGCCGCCUGGACACGCCCACAAACAAACAGACAGUAGAUAAGGACACGCCCACAACCUCAAAGAGGGUAGAUGUUGACACGCCCACAAACUCACUGACGGCAGAUAAGGUCCCGCCCACAACCUCAAAAAGGGUAGAUAUUGACACGCCCACAAACUCACUGACGGCAGAUAAGGACACGCCCACAACCUCAAAAAGGGUAGAUGUUGACACGCCCACAACCUCAUGGAUGGCAGAUAAGGACACGCCCACAACCUCAAAGAGGGUAGAUGUUGACACGCCCACAACCUCAUGGAUGGCAGAUAAGGACACGCCCACAACCUCAAAGAGAGUAGAUAUUGACAUGCCCACAAACUCACAGAGCGUAUGUAAGGACACGCCCACAAACCCACAGACAGAUGAAGAGGACACGCCCACAAAUUUACUAGCAGACGAAGAGGACCCCACCAUUUUUCCACCUGUCAAUCAAGAGUCACAGGAAACAGGAAGUGAAGAGGAGCUGUCCGGCCCUGAUGAUGACGAUGACCGCUGCGAGGAGUGGGAGCGUCACGAGGCCCUCCACGAGGACGUCACCAGUCAGGAGCGCACUAAAGAGAGGCUGUUCGAGGAGGAGAUCGAGCUCAAGUGGGAGAAGGGCGGCUCGGGCCUCGUCUUCUACACGGACGCUCAGUUCUGGCAGGAGGACGAAGGAGAUUUCGAUGAGCAAACCGCAGACGACUGGGACGUGGAUAUGAGCAUCUACUAUGACGAAGACGGAGGUGAUAUGGACGCCAGAGAUUAUGUGCGAAUGCGCUCCGAGAGGAGGCUGCGGGACGGUCUGGACGGUCUGCCUGGACGCCGGCAGAAGAUCGGCAGCUUCGAGCGCUUUACUAAGGGAGUGGGCCGGCGUGUGAUGGAGAAGCAGGGCUGGAGAGACGGAGAAGGGCUGGGGAACAGCCGGAGGGGAAUGCCUGAGGCGCUGGAGAACGAAGGCCAGCAUCCCAACUGUAAGAGAGGCUUCGGGUAUCAUGGAGAAAAGCUCAGUUCGUUCCUUCCCCGUAAGAAACCCAGAAAAGACUUCCACAUCUCCACAGUUUACGAUGAACCUAAAGACAUUGAUAAAGGCGAUGAAGUUCUGCGGCGUCAGCCCAACACCAGCAUGAAGUACAGGGGCCGACAGCCAGGGGCCAGCAGCCAGGGGCCAGCACUGAGCCAAACACAUGACCACUGACCACUAUUGUCUAUUUAUUAUGACUAUUUUUAGACCGAGCUGUACGUUGUUGUUUAACUUUUGUAUUAAAGGUUUUCAACAGAACAAAA
This is a messenger RNA of Puntigrus tetrazona (Sumatra barb), 2046 nucleotides long. It is a transcript of the gene gpatch3, whose product is annotated as G patch domain containing 3. The record is from RefSeq and is a predicted model, not a curated record. NCBI's taxonomy places the organism in Eukaryota, Metazoa, Chordata, Actinopteri, Cypriniformes, Cyprinidae. Gene Ontology annotation, biological process: positive regulation of DNA-templated transcription; negative regulation of type I interferon production; negative regulation of RIG-I signaling pathway. Gene Ontology annotation, molecular function: nucleic acid binding. Bases 56 to 1957 code for a protein of 633 amino acids. The transcript has 7 exons.